Messenger RNA from Trichoderma harzianum CBS 226.95, 1613 nucleotides. RefSeq lists its product as hypothetical. Lineage: Eukaryota; Fungi; Ascomycota; Sordariomycetes; Hypocreales; Hypocreaceae. The transcript has 3 exons. The record is from RefSeq and is a predicted model, not a curated record. Bases 299 to 1264 code for a protein of 321 amino acids.
GCAUAACUUGGGAGGAUGAUCGACGACAUACGCAGCUGCUAUCGAGAUGAGACGCUUGGUUUGAUUCGUUAUUGGGCAACUCUCUUCGAAUUAUCUGACAAAGUUAUUCACAAGGUGUAUUGGAUGGACAUGUUUGAGGUGGAAGCGGCUCGCACAGUAUCAUCGCUCUACCUGUUGCUAAUCUCCGAGCAAAGUAAUAAUAAGUAUCGAGACAAUGUGCCAUCACUUCAUCCGGUGCUUCUAAUUAUCUACACAUUCGGGUAGUCUCUCGUGAAAGAGACUGAAAAAAGGAUUUAUCAUGGCGGCUCUAGUCGCUCCCAAUUUGCCAAAGACCAUGAGAGCAGCCAUCGUCAAUGAGUUUCACAAACCAUAUCAGAUCCAAGACUCAUAUCCGCGACCUGAAGUCGUCGACGGUCAUGAUAUUGUGAUCCGCGUGGCGGCCGCUUCAUUCUGCCACACCGAUAUAAUGGUACUGGAUGGACAAUUUUCGAGAUCGCCCAAGCAGCACGCCGGCUCCCACGAGCCCACUGGAACAAUCGUCAGUCUGGGCGCAGACGCAGCUGCUCUUGGAUUCAAGCUCGGUGACCGCAUUGCCGCACUUGGAUGGCGUGGUCUUUGCGGAGAGUGCGUCGACUGCAAGGGCCCAAUCGAGAAGCGCUACUACUGUCGGUUUAUGAAGGGAUAUGUUGGAACCACCCUGCCUGGGGCAUUUUCAGACUUCACCGUCGUCGAUGCUCGCUAUGCGGUCGUUCUUCCGGAUACAAUGAGCUUUGUUACCACUGCUCCAUUGACUUGUGCAGGAGCCACUGCGUGGAGAGCGGUUCAGUCCACAAAGGCGCAGCCGGGCGAAUGGAUCGGUAUGGUUGGUAGCGGAGGUGGUUUGGCUAUUGGGGAUGACAAGAUCAAGGCGACCGUCGUACUGUCAGACCACGACACGGCGUGUGAUACCGCUUGCGCAAUCACUCGACCUCAUGGGACCAUCAUUCAGGUGGCUCAGCCUCAGCGAGUGUCGUUUCCCUUUCGCGCCAUCAUCUUCAAGGACCUGCAUUUCGAAGGCUCGUUGGUGUCAGGUCAGAAAGAACUCGAAGACAUGAUCCAUUUCGUGUUGAAGCACAAGAUUCGUGUCAAGACCAACAUUUACGAGGGUCUCGGCUCUGUCAAUCUCGUGGUUGAUGCUGCGCAUUCGGGGAAAGUGAGCGGGAAGCUGGUGGUAGUCUUGGAUCGCGCGGCUGUCGAAGCUGACAAGGCCAAAGAUUGCUGGUAGGAUUUGAUGCUGGAGAUCAACAUUAAUCGUUACUGGUCUCAUUGAAGAAGAGAGGUGGAAAAAGCAUGGAAAAUUACUCGCAAAGACGGAACAGCUGUGCAGGUCAUCUUGCGAAAUCAGUAUGCGUACCAUCUAUACUGUGUGAAUUAUUGGAGAGCACUGCUUCAUCGUAGCCGUUGAGCACAUGUUUGUGGAAGAUAUCUCGGCCGUCAUACUCGUUGCUGAAACUGGCAAUGUACAAUCUCUCUAUAUUUGCGCAUAGCAGAACAAGGACUGAGAAUAGAAGCAAUGGAUAGGUAGAAGCUCAAUGAGUGGCACUAUGUAUCAAGCAUGUCGCCAAAAUGCAUGU